AUGUUUUUGGAAGAGAGAAAGAAGCUGAAUCGGCUCUCUCGUAAGGUUUCCAAUCCUUGUGGGAACAAAAAACGCCUCCUCAACAGUCGUCUGGCCGGUAAAUCCUCCCUUAAGGGCCAAAAGCACCCCAUUAGUAAUACCGUUCACUCUUCCCGUUCCUCAUUUUCAAGACAUCUCGAUUUUCCUCUCGAAUUUUUUAAAUCCUGUGCUGAAAUCAACGCAGUUAGUCCCUUUUCUGGAGAAGGGAUUAGCGUACUGCAAAAGCAUCUUCACCAAAUCACCACUGCUCUUGUGCAGAAUGCCGUUCGUAACAUGGAACAGAAUCGUCGCGGUAUCCCUCACAUCUCCGAUAUUGAUUCUGCAGCUUUGGCAAUGGGUAUGAACAUCCCAUAUGGUGCAGCUACCGGUGAACUUAUUCCGGUAAGAACCAGCGGACGCAACGCUGCUCCCGGAGUGGGCGGAAAAAUGAUCUUGAUUCGAAAGGACAAGGAGGUGGACAUUAAGACUCUUCUUCGUCGGCAGCCCACUCCUGUGAUUUAUGAUAUUAGUCUAGUGGUGCACUGGUUGGCGAUAGAUGGGGUUCAGCCGACUUCACCACAGAACCCACCACCAGAGUUUCUGCGUCGAAUGACAAUACUUUCAGGUACUCAGGCACCGAAGGCGAUCUGUACAGCUCAAAAUCCUACCCAAAAAAUCGACGAUACACAACAGGUGCCUAAUGACACGAAGACAGAUAAGACCAAGCUGGUAGACGAUCGAGCUUCUCAUCCACGGGUUAUGCAAGCUCUUCAUGUUGAGCGACGUCCGCAAGAAGUCAGUCAAGAGCUGAUGCUCUAUUUUCGAGAGCUCACUGAAGCCUGCGUCGGAGCCAACGAGGUUCGUCGACGAGAUGCGCUGGAAAAUGCUACCCUAGACACGGGUCUGCAGCCCCUCGUGCCCUACCUCGUCACCUUCAUUGCCGAGGGUGUAGGUGCCACUCAUCUUCUUCCCAUUCUG
Hydatigera taeniaeformis is the source of this 996-nucleotide messenger RNA. The record is from the annotation of a GenBank genome assembly. Lineage: Eukaryota; Metazoa; Platyhelminthes; Cestoda; Cyclophyllidea; Taeniidae.